This is a messenger RNA of Funneliformis caledonium, 530 nucleotides long. The record is from the annotation of a GenBank genome assembly. NCBI's taxonomy places the organism in Eukaryota, Fungi, Glomeromycota, Glomeromycetes, Glomerales, Glomeraceae.
GUAAUCUUUCAUCAAAAUUAGAAGUUGCCAUGAGCGGAGGCAUUAUUGAAAUUCAAGAAUUACGAAUAAAGCAUUUUAUAAACGUUAAAUUACAAUUUUCACAAAGCUUUUUGACUGAACUUCAUAAUUCUUUAGACGACAGAACAUUAUAUUUGACAUCGUCCGUACCACUGCGAUUACUAGCAAUGCGCUUCAAGAGUCCAUUCUCUUUAAAAAAGAAAGAAGAAUCGCAACAGUGGGGAAAGAUUGAGGUAUAUGAAAUCGAAUUAAAAAAAGAAGCUCGCAGUUUAGUGCUAAAUGGUGAUGUGGAAGAUGGAGGGCUUGUCGAGUUGGCACAGAUAUGGGAGCCUGAUAAGUUUGAAAUAAAGGAUAUUAAACCCGAAGAACUAGAAGGAAAAAAAACGCGACCGCCAACAGAUAAAAAAGACCGCCAGUCAACUGAGAAGAGGAAGAAAAAAUCUCCUGAAAAAUCCAGCGGUAAAAAGAAUGUGGUAAAGAUUCGACCAAAGUUGAAGGAAAUACUAGUAUAG